Molecule: messenger RNA, 2278 nt
Organism: Limulus polyphemus (Atlantic horseshoe crab)
Lineage: Eukaryota; Metazoa; Arthropoda; Merostomata; Xiphosura; Limulidae
Product: neural Wiskott-Aldrich syndrome protein-like
Exons: 12
Coding region: 556-1959 (467 amino acids)
Biological process (GO): actin filament organization
Source: RefSeq, a predicted model, not a curated record
GGAUUAAACGUUACAUGUUUUGUUGAAAUUUUGUGACAAGUAAUUUUGAAUCGUAUUUGAACACACGAGUGAAAGGUUGUCUUUACGGCAAUCCAUGUAAUUGUAUAACUAUAACUUAUAAGUUAUGAUGGAAUGAUCAUAUUUCUUUUGUUAAAAAUCGAUCCACACUGCCCAUAGAACUUUGAUAAUUACUUUCGUUUAGAGUAUAUCUACUGUAUAACCCAGGUUUUCUUUAGUUUUAAAUAGAUAAAAAAGUGGGAGGAUCAAGUGAAAGAGAUAAGACAGGGGUCUAGCAACAAUAGUCAGUUUAAUAAUACCAUUAAAAUAAUUGAUUAACUAUAAACAUUAGCUAAUUAACUUCGCAAGAACUGAGUGAAUUUUGCUAAAUUUUAACCAUUGCAUGCCCGAUUAUGUGGAGUGAAAACUAUUCCAUCAUGAAACGUUAUUAAAAGUGUUUAGCCAAAUCGUUGCAUCAUCUUUAGUGUACUUAGUAAAGCCUAAACUAAAGGGCUUUUUGAUUAUUUGAUUAACAACCUUUAACUGAAAACGAGUGAAAUGAUAUCACAACCUAAAGAGAAUUGUCAACACAAAAAUGAACCUUCUUUGCUAUUAUCACCAGAUGAAAAUAGACUACUCUUCACUCUUCUUGGGAAAAGUUGUAGAUCUCUGGCAACAGCUGUUGUCCAAGUUUUUUUGUCUGAACCACCUCAACAUUGUCAGUGGUUAAAACACUGUUGUGGAGUUGCUUGUUUUGUGAAGGAUAGCACUAGAAGAUCCUAUUUCAUCAGAGUAUAUGAUAUGGAUAAAAAGAAAGGAGCUUGGCAACAAGAACUUUACUUGGAGUUUGCCUACAAAGCACCACAACCUUAUUUUCAUACAUUUGAAGCUGAUAACUGUCAAGCUGGUUUAAACUUUGCAGACCAAAAAGAAGCACAUCUGUUCCAGAAAGCUGUUAAUGACAAAAUUCAGUCCCGUUUACAGAAUACAAUUGAAAAGAAACAAACAGAAAAAAGUUAUGAAGUCAAGUCCACACAAUUAAAAAUCACACCUAUGGCACCAAAAAACUACAAUGAUUUGAAUAUGUAUCCUGUAAAACCAAAGAAGAAGAAGAAGAAAAAUGGUAGUAAAAAAAUCUCAAAGGCUGAAAUUGGAAUGCCAACAAAUUUCACACAUAUAAAGUACUUUGGUUUUGAUCCCAACACGGGGUUUCAUCUAUGUCAUAAUGUGGAUGGACACCUUAAAGAAUUCUUCAGUAUGGCAGGAAUAUCAGAAAAACAGCUUCAAGACAAUAGUACAUACACUUAUAUCUGUAACUUUAUUGCAGAACAUGGAGUUGUUGAUGCAGUACAAGCAAAUAGCCAGCCUAAACGUUUCUCAAAUGCUCCUACACCAGAUGUUAGGAGGGACCCACUUGGUACAUCUAGCUUACCCAGAGCACCUCCUCUGCCACCAUGUCCAUCAUAUAGUUUCUUAGCACCAUCUAGUAUACCUCCCCCACCACCACCUCCUCCUCCUCCACCCUUGUCUAAUAUACCUCCUCCACCACCACUUCCUCCAUCUUCAUCUGAUCUACUUUCUACACCAUCAGCUCUUCCACCCUCAUCUGGUGUAUCUUCCCUACCACCUCUUCCCUUGUCUAGUGCACUUUUACCAACAUCACUUCCUUCUCCAUCCUCAUCCAGUGUAUCUCCCACACCACCAUAUACUACACCCCUAUCUAGUGUACCUCCCCCACCACCACCACCCCUCCUCCUCCAUUCUCAUCUGGUGCAUCUCCCACACCACCAUCUACUGCACCCCCAUCUAGUGCACCUCCCCCACCAUUACCACUGCUCUCUUCUCCAAACUUGUCUGAUGAACUCAAGAGAGGUAAAAGACUACAGCAAGUCAAGACACUUUCAGAAUCUGAAGGAAGUAUCAGUUCUUCAGAUCCAAGAGAUGCCUUACUUGAUCAAAUAAGACAGGGUAUCAAAUUAAGAUCUGUUUCAGAAAAAUCCAAAUCUAUCGCACCCAGGUCAUUGCCUCUAGAAGAUCUAGCAGGAGCUCUUGCUCGAGCUUUACAAGAAAGAUCUCGUGUAAUUCAACUAACAGAUGGAAGUGAUGGUGAUAGUGAUGAAGAUGAAGAAGACAAUGACGAAUGGUACUGCUAAUGGGUUUUAAUUAAAUUGUUUUAGAACGUUAUUAAUUUCCAUACAGGAAAUUUUCUGUUCCCUUUCUAUUGCUGUAAGUUUGAAUUAUUUCAAACAUUAAUGAUUAAAAAAAAUUAUGCUGUUUUUUU